AUGUUGGGUCACACUGAUCGACUAUCAGAACUGAGAACAUCAAAGGACCAAAUACUUGCAGACUCUGGGUCUGAAUUUGGUGCCGAUGAAGAAGAGGAAAAUUGUUCGGAACAAAUACUUUACUCGGCUUCCUUUGAAGAACUUGCGAGCAAUAGUAUUAAAUAUGAUACAAUCAUAUGGGUUUCUAUAUCAUUACUACUUGUUUUAGCAUGGGGAAUUGGCUUUUUAAUGUUGCUUUACCUUCCCUUUAGGAGACAUGUACUUCGAAAGGAUUUCGCUUCUCGCAGAUUAUAUGUUACACAAUCUGAAAUAGCUUACAAGGUGUCAAGGCCUUCGUUUAUGCCGUUUUGGGGGACCAUAACAAUUGAGAGACGCGUACCUCUUUCUUUGGUGAUUGAUAUUAUUAUUGAACAAGGUUGUGUGCAGUCUAUAUAUGGUGUCCACACUUUUCGAAUUGAAAGUAUUGCUCAUGGAAAGGCUGCUCCGGUUGAUGAACUACAACUUCAAGGAAUUUCUGACCCUGAUCUUUUGAGAAAGGUUAUCAUAACAGAAGCUUCAAAGAUCUCAGGAGAUUUAAGUAAAAAUUGGAAGCAAAUCGCUCCAAGCAUGGCUCGUAUACCAACAACAACCGAGGGGCCGGGCGUUUUGAAAUCACAAUCUAUAAAUCCAAAGGUGAUAGGCUCGACGCAUUCUUCUUUAGUAGAGCGCAGAAUAGGCGGCGGAUUGCUUCUUAAUAAACUAGAAGAAGUCAAUGAAUCAGUAAAGAGACUCGAGUUGCUUAUCGAGAAGUCGCUCGGUUCCCUCAUCGCUAGCUGA
This is a messenger RNA of Lathyrus sativus (Indian pea), 816 nucleotides long. NCBI's taxonomy places the organism in Eukaryota, Viridiplantae, Streptophyta, Magnoliopsida, Fabales, Fabaceae. The record is from the annotation of a GenBank genome assembly.